Molecule: messenger RNA, 471 nt
Organism: Pseudocercospora fijiensis CIRAD86
Lineage: Eukaryota; Fungi; Ascomycota; Dothideomycetes; Mycosphaerellales; Mycosphaerellaceae
Exons: 9
Coding region: 1-471 (156 amino acids)
Source: RefSeq, a predicted model, not a curated record
AUGGUCAUGGAAAUAUCGGAUCCUCCCUCCGCGCUGUUCGCAUCGUCCUUGCCAUUUCGAGGAGCAUUCGACUUCUUCCGAGACGAGGUCGCAGUUGCAGGAGGUGAUGUGGCGGAUGAUGGAUUACAUGAGCUUCCUUUUCUGCCGCUGUCUAUUGACUCUUGCAACAUCGCCUUUCACUCCAGCUUCUUCCACGAAGAAAAGCUGAGGCCGGGCGUCUGUUUCAUGAUCCUGUCCUCCUCAAGGCAUGGUCCACCAUCGGUGGAAGGCGCUGGAUACUUGAAAACAAGCACGCGACCUAGACCUCGAAAGGCGUUUGCAGCGCCACAUUCUGCUGGGUUUUGCAACGGUGAAGCUCGGCGAUGCCAGUGGAAUUCCGGUCAGAGCGUGGUUGUGUCGGUGUCACAUCUGGUGAGGGAGCUGAGCAUCGAGUAUCGCAAGGUACAGUAUCAGCAUGACCUGAGAGAUUGA